AUGCAGUUACGGAAAUGGGGGCCCACGUCCUACGCUGAGCGGCUGCCAAGCGGUCGGCCUCUCAAGGUGCACAGAGAUGACCUGCGUUUGGUGUCGGACGGUGUCAAGGACACUGGAGGCUUGGCCCAGGGGCGAGUAACACCCAAUCCAACACCCACAACCCCAGUUAUCCCCAACGAGGACCCUGAGGCCACUGGAACUGAGUUCGUCACUAGCUCUCCGGCGACGGGGGAAAGGGAGGUGAAGCAACAAGCAUCUUAUCUGGCUUCCCGCACGAAGCCGUUCAACUGCCGCGCUCAGAGGAAAGCACCUCUGCACGUACCAAAACCGCUGAUACUGGCUGCUGGAGGGGAAGAAGCUUUGACAGCAGGUUCAGCCAGCUGCGAGGAUCUCAUCACGUUUUGGAAGAGGCUGCCGGCGACGGGCCGCGACGAGGCGGGCAGGGUCGUGUUCCUGCUGUCGCGCGCCGACGGCGAGGAGUUCGGCCUGCACCGCCUGCGGCCGCUCGUGGAGGACGUGUUCGACAGCCACCCGGGCCUCGCCCGCCUCAGGCGCGAGGGCGGCCGCCGCCACCACUACGUCGCCACCGCAAGCUACAUAGAACCCGUGCUCGCCGUGGUGGCGUACCGCGUGUGCCGCGGCUGGGCGGGGCGGCGCGCGGGCCGGGUGGCGGCGGCGGAGCUGCGCAGGUCCGACCUGCUGGCGGCGGUGCGCCGCCUCCAGGAGCCCCGCCACCACCACCACGACGGCGACGUCGACGUCGACGCGCUGCCCUACUUCGGCGUCCGGCAGCACGCCGUCACGCGCCGCGCCUUCCUGGACCUGCGGCGGCCCGGCCUCAACCACGUGGACCGCCGCCGGCUGCGGAGAUACGACCGCGGCGGGCUGCCGCGCAGAGUGGUGGAGCGCGUGUUCGAGGUUGGCACCUCUGCCGGCGGCGGCCAGGGUCGCAUGACGUACCAGGAGUUCGUGUGGUUCCUGCUGGCGGAGGUGGACAAGCAGCACCCCGCAGCCAUCGAGUUCUGGUUCAGGUAG
Molecule: messenger RNA, 1035 nt
Organism: Bacillus rossius redtenbacheri
Lineage: Eukaryota; Metazoa; Arthropoda; Insecta; Phasmatodea; Bacillidae
Product: serine/threonine-protein phosphatase 2A regulatory subunit B'' subunit delta-like
Exons: 7
Coding region: 1-1035 (344 amino acids)
Biological process (GO): protein dephosphorylation
Cellular component (GO): protein phosphatase type 2A complex
Molecular function (GO): protein phosphatase regulator activity
Source: RefSeq, a predicted model, not a curated record